AUGGCUGGUGGCGAGGCCGGCGCGACCAGACCUCGGCAGGAAAAGCAGUACGACUACCUCUUGAAGUUCCUCCUGGUGGGCGACAGCGACGUCGGCAAGCAGGAGAUCCUUAGCGGCCUGGAGGACGGGGCUGCCGAGUCGCCCUUCUGCAGUGGCAGCGCAUACAAAACCACGACCAUUCUCCUCGAUGGCAAGCGAGUCAAGUUGCAGCUUUGGGACACUUCUGGGCAGGGCAGAUUCUGCACGAUUAUCAGAUCUUACUCCAGGGGUGCGCAAGGGAUUCUCCUUGUCUAUGACAUUACUAACAAGUGGUCCUUUGACGGCAUCGACAGAUGGCUCAAGGAAGUCGAAGAGCAUGCCCCAGGUGUGCCGAAAGUCCUGGUUGGAAACCGGCUGCAUUUGGCAUUUAAGCGCCAGGUAGGAGAAAGGGAUGCGGAAGCAUACGCCGCCAAGAAUCGAAUGGCCUUUUUUGAGGUUUCUCCUCUCUGCGACUUCAACAUUCGAGAGAGCUUUUCGGAGCUGUCAAGGAUGGCUCUGCGGCGCAACGGUAUGGAGAGGCUCUGGCGCUCGAACAAAGUUCUCAGCCUCCAAGAGCUGGCCUGCCGAGCCAUCGUCGCGCGGACGACGGUUUACGGGAUCGACCAGCUGCCGCUGCCGACGUCCGUCAAGUCCCACCUUAAGUCCUACGCCAUGACGACGACCUCGCAGCCGAGAUACAACGGUAACCGGUCGCUGACAUCAAGCAAGACCCUCGGCUCCCACCACCGGAAGCUGCGCUUCGGGGGGUCAGGUGGCAGCGGCUGCGUCGGCUGCGGCGGCGCCAGCAGCGGCUUCGUCGGGCCCUCCACCCCGGGCAGCUCCCCCGGAAGCAUGACCGACGCUCGGGCCAACGGGUCCAGCUGCGUCGGCCGAAACUCUUGUGCAAUAUCCUGAGGGUGAAGCCCCUGGGGCUCAGGUCGGGAAAACGUUCGAGUGGACCUCGAGUGCGCGCAGCUCCGUUUCUUCUCUCUCCCUUUCGCCUCUUUUAGCGCGCCCCCUCGGGGGGAAUAAAUGAGAGACCAUGGAUCUUCCUCCGGAAAGGCCGGAUGGGAUCGUUUAUUUUUCGGUGUUCAAUAUAUAGAAGUUAGUUUAAGGA
Messenger RNA from Orussus abietinus, 1135 nucleotides. It is a transcript of the gene Rab40, whose product is annotated as ras-related protein Rab-40C. Gene Ontology annotation, biological process: protein localization to plasma membrane; intracellular signal transduction. The transcript is spliced from 4 exons. NCBI's taxonomy places the organism in Eukaryota, Metazoa, Arthropoda, Insecta, Hymenoptera, Orussidae. Gene Ontology annotation, molecular function: GTP binding; GTPase activity. Gene Ontology annotation, cellular component: plasma membrane; endosome; synaptic vesicle. Bases 1 to 933 code for a protein of 310 amino acids. The record is from RefSeq and is a predicted model, not a curated record.